AUGGUCUGCCAAAAAAUCCAUAAAGCAGAUGUCCCACUUCGGCCAAUCGUUGCCCUCAAAGGCAGUCCCACCUACAACUUGGCAAAGUGGAUGUACUCAAAACUGAAUUUCCUCCAAGGCAAUUCGACUACCUCAGUUCGAUCAGCCUCUCAAUUCCUCAUAGACCUCCGAGGUCGGAGAAUUCAAUCAGACGAAAUCAUGGUCUCCUUCGAUGUGACGUCGUUGUUCACAUCUAUCCCACCAAACGUGGCCCGCGAAGUCUUGCGCAAGAGACUUGAAGAGGCGUACGAUGAGACUCAGAAUGCCCUCAAAAUUGAACACCUCAUGAGGCUGUUUGAAUUCUGCCAACAAACUUUCUUCACUUUUGCGGGAGAGACCUAUGAACAAAUCAAGGGAACCCCUAUGGACUCACCGGUCUCCGGUUUGGUGGCAGAACUGGUCCUACAGGAGUUGGAAAAGAUUGCCUUCCUCCAACAUGAACCGGUGUUUUGGCGACGUUACGUUGACGACACGUUCGUCAUCGUAAAGAAGGACAUGCGGCAACAUUUUCACAGCCUGCUCAACGCAGUCUUCCCGGAUAUAAAAUUCACGAGAAGAAGAACAGGAGCAGCAGUUGCCCUUCCUGGAUGUGCUCGUCAGACGAAACCUUAA
This is a messenger RNA of Spirometra erinaceieuropaei, 651 nucleotides long. The record is from the annotation of a GenBank genome assembly. Lineage: Eukaryota; Metazoa; Platyhelminthes; Cestoda; Diphyllobothriidea; Diphyllobothriidae.